AUGGAGGGCGACAAGCGUGAUCUUGCGGAUCUAUUGAAAGAGGGAGGUAUUGGCAGUGAAGUACCGGAAAUCAUUGGUAAAAUCCCAAUGGCAGUAAAGAAACGUGUAUGCGCUCUCAAGAAGGUUCAGCUAGAUAGCAUCGAAGUGGAAGCCAAAUUCUACGAGCGGGUUCAUCAGCUUGAAAAGGAGUUCGAGACGGAAUUCAACAAGCUUUAUGAGCAGCGAAGAAAGAUUGUCGCUGGGGAGUACGAACCUACUGAUGAAGAAUCCAAGCUCCCUAUCAUUCAUGGCUUGGAGGAGGACGAAAUUAAG
Messenger RNA from Ostertagia ostertagi, 312 nucleotides. The record is from the annotation of a GenBank genome assembly. NCBI's taxonomy places the organism in Eukaryota, Metazoa, Nematoda, Chromadorea, Rhabditida, Trichostrongylidae.